This is a messenger RNA of Trichomonas vaginalis G3, 860 nucleotides long. RefSeq names its product keratin-associated protein family. NCBI's taxonomy places the organism in Eukaryota, Parabasalia, Trichomonadida, Trichomonadidae. The record is from RefSeq and is a predicted model, not a curated record. The annotation marks the transcript as partial. The transcript has a single exon.
AUGAAAAAGAUUAAUGAUAAUAAGAGUUCUGGCGGAAGAGUUGAAUUAGAAGUGAAUGAUGUUAAUGAGAAAUUAGCCGAAAAAGCAGACAAAAAUGAGCUUUUAGCUCUGAGUGAUAAAGUCAAGAACCACGUUCAUUAUAUAACUUCAGACGAACAGAUUAUAACGGACUACCAUGGAUAUUUAACACGAAGUGAUGAAGCGAAGACAAAAAAUGUUAAUGAAAGAAGAUAUAAAUACAUUCGUGCUAAAGGUUAUGACAUAAGUUGUACUGUACAGUAUGAUGUAGCUAAAGCACCAGAAGCAUUUGGUUAUACCGGUGAAAUUUAUGCCUCUACUUUCAAUGUUAACGGUGUAUUAGUUGAACCAAGAUUUACUUUGAGAGUUAAGGCAAAAAUAACUUUUGAAGAUGCUAUUAAAAGUAAAGCCGACAAAGAUGAACUUGACGCAACGAACAAAGUUUUGAAAUCUCAUAAACACAAUAUCCCCGAUAUAAAUGAACUUCAAGCUACAUUAAAUAGUAAAGCUGACAAGAACCAUACACAUAAAUCCUUCACUACUGUUAGAGCAGACGACAUAAUAUUGAACUAUACCCUUGGUUCAAGUGCACCUUUAGAGAAUCCAAGUACAAGCGUAAAAGAUACACUAAACUCCUUAAAUAACAAAUGUAUGAAUAUCGAAGGUCAUGUCAGAAACUUUGAAACAUAUGAACUACCAGCAAUGUUAGAUAAGAAAGCUGACAAGAACCAUACACAUAAAUCCUUCACUACUGUUAGAGCAGACGACAUAAUAUUGAGCUAUACCCUUGGUUCAAGUGCACCUUUAGAGAAUCCGAGUACAAGCGUAAAAGAUACUCUUAA